UUAGAGUUUGAUCAUUCUUGUCACGAAACGAUCUUAUCUUCCUUACUUCGUCCUUUCAGCAAGAUGUACUGUGUGUUAGUUGUGGCCGUAUGCCUUUUUGGGCAGAUAUGUGGUAUGACAACCUUCACGCCCACCACUCAUCGCCAUCACGUUCACGAAUCUAACGAGUUCGACCAGGGCCUGUUUUACUAUGACGCCAAAUCGCAUCAAAUGGUGAUGAAGCUGGGAAGCAGAUGUUAUAUUGAGAAGCUGAAAGCUUCACAGCGACCCCAAGUACACACAACAGACGGACUACUGAAGAUGGAGAGUAAUCUGAUGUUCCUCGUAGCCAAGGGAACCCAAACACAGAUGUCACAUGACGAUGUUAAUGACCUAAGUAUGCAUGUAGAACAUAUGUGUGCUGGUCAGGACGUAUUCGUGGUGUCGCAUCCCCACCACGGACACACUACAGUACCUACAACAAUGGGUGUAAUUGGUUAAAUAAAUUGGAAUUUAUAUGUCAA
Messenger RNA from Pecten maximus, 503 nucleotides. RefSeq lists its product as uncharacterized. The record is from RefSeq and is a predicted model, not a curated record. Bases 64 to 480 code for a protein of 138 amino acids. Lineage: Eukaryota; Metazoa; Mollusca; Bivalvia; Pectinida; Pectinidae. The transcript is spliced from 4 exons.